This is a messenger RNA of Hibiscus syriacus, 459 nucleotides long. Its product is annotated as ethylene-responsive transcription factor ERF118-like. Gene Ontology annotation, molecular function: DNA binding; DNA-binding transcription factor activity. Gene Ontology annotation, biological process: regulation of DNA-templated transcription. The coding region runs from base 1 to 459 and encodes 152 amino acids. The transcript has a single exon. The record is from RefSeq and is a predicted model, not a curated record. Lineage: Eukaryota; Viridiplantae; Streptophyta; Magnoliopsida; Malvales; Malvaceae.
AUGAAGAAAACCAAGAAUCAAAUUCUUGGACUCAGGCGAACUGUCAAGGAGAUUACUUGGUGUAUGGUUCCCUCCGAUUCAUCGAAAAACGAUGGCCAAAGACUUCAAAACCCUUGCACCAUGCCGAAGGGUGUUCGACGAAGGCCUUGGGGCAAAUUUGCUGCAGAAAUUAGAGAUCCUUUCACCAAGAAACGUAUAUGGCUCGGUACUUUCGACACUGCAGAGGAAGCUGCUGCUGCUCGUCGGGCCAAGAAACUCGAAUUCGAGAUGACGAAGGCGGCCAUCGAUAAUAACAACUCAUCGGUAGUUCGUUCGUCUCCUCCAUCAGAACUUGAUGUUUCGACCAAUGCCAUUGAAGUGGAAGACAACGAUGAAGAGAACACAAGAUACGUAGCGAAGAAAGUUGUAAAAGAAUACAAUUUGUUCAUAAAUAUUGGCCAAAAUUUGUUUGUUAACUAA